GGACUUGACGAAGAACAUUUUGUCGGAAUUGAUGCUGGAAGCGAAGUUGACUUGCAAGUUGUCCCUCUCCUCGACGGCCAUGCAGCAGCACAACACGAGGAUAAGACAGUUGAUACUUUUAUGAGCAAGUGUCAAGGGGCGGAUGACCAAUUGGUAUCGAGAGCAGACAAAGGAGCAGCAGUAGUAGUUGCGGAUAGGAGUGAGCAUGUAGAGGAAAUGUCAGCAGCGUUUGACGAUGAUACAACAUGUGAAACUAUCAUCAGGGAAAUGGGUUGA
Protopolystoma xenopodis is the source of this 276-nucleotide messenger RNA. The record is from the annotation of a GenBank genome assembly. Lineage: Eukaryota; Metazoa; Platyhelminthes; Monogenea; Polystomatidea; Polystomatidae.